AUCAGUGUUAAAAGUGAUAAAGGUCUUAAAAAAGAGAGAAGUUUGGAUAUAUCAAUAUUUAUAACUUGUGAAAAUGGCAUUUGGGUCGUCGUCUGGAAUUCGUUUUUUCAAUUAUUUCGCUUUGCCAUCACAUGUGGUUCGAUUCAUGGCAAGAGUAGUAAUAAUGGGUAGCUGUCUAUUAUUCAUCAGCCUGCUUAUUAGUUCCAAAUCAAGUAAAAUACCACAAUACCAAAAACCACCAACACCAUUACCUAUGAGAAAGAAAGCUUCUCGAUCAUUAACCGCGACACUAUUACAAAGGCCAUCACCAUCCACAACGACGAUUCCAAAACAGAAAACUGGUUAUUAUUUAUGUCCAAAACUAACUGGUGGGUUGGGUAAUUCGAUGUUUGUGUAUGCUUCUGUUUAUGGUAUAGCCAGAUCUACUGGUCGUCAAUUAUUCAUGGAACAUAACAACAUGGACGCAGUGUUUGGACAUCUAAACGGAACUGUGAAUAAAGAACUAUGCAACCGCAAACGUCUCAAAGAAUUGAAGUCUAAAACACACUGCUCUUAUGAUCCAGACAUGCUUCAAAUGCCAGAUCAACAUAACUACUUGGUGGGAGAAUAUCUCCAGUCAUUUAAAUAUUUUGAAAAAUACCAAAACGAAAUUCGCCAACAGUUUACCAUCAAACAAGAGUUGAAGAAUAAAGCUUGUGAAUGCCUUCAAGACAUUGCUAAGAAUUAUACCAGUUCAUUAAAUAAGACUCUGUCAACAUCAUCAGUGACUUUUAUUAGUGUACAUGUCAGGCGAGGUGACAUGCUGGAGCAAAGUCAUUUUAGGAAAUAUGGAUACCAAAUUCCGAAAGAAGACUAUGUCAUUAAAGCAAUGGCUUAUAUGAAAACUCUUUAUUCAAAUAUUGCGUUUGUGUUUGCCUCCAAUGAUAUGAAGUGGGUGAAAUCCAAAUUUCACGGGAAAGAUAUAUUCUUCCCCAAGCUUUCAGAUGCACACAGUCAAUUUGCAAUAUUAAGCUCAUGUAACCACAGCAUUACGUCUAUUGGCACUUACGGUUGGUGGUCAGCUUAUCUAGCAGGGGGAACAACUCUAUAUUAUAAAUAUCCAGCGAGAGAAGGUUCAGAUCUUCGAAAACAAUUUAGCUCUGAUUAUAAAGAUUUCUUUUUACGGAAUUGGAUUGGAUUGAGCUAAACAUUGUUUAUUUCAGUGUAUACUGCUUAUUUCAGUGUAUUAGGAUUUUUACUUUAUCAUUGUUUUUUUUUCAUCAUUCAAUGAAAUAAAAUCUUUGAAAGAAUCCAAUUUUUAUCAGUAUGAAUUUUGUAGAAGCGUGCAAUACAGACUACAUCUUAAGGUGAAAAGAGAUAAGAUAUGGUGACCGGUGCGGUGUUUGCUGCAGUAUUUCCGAUACAUUUGAAAAUAGACGAAGCAAAUUUACGGGGACACGAUUGACCUGCUCUAUUUUCUACUCUAUCAACAAUUCUGCAACGGUCACCAUACCUCGUCUUCCGACCUUAACACUGUCAGUUAUUUACAAACAAAUACCGAGCUAUUAUAAGAUGUAAAGGUGAGAGUUGAAAUCUCUCUUACUAUUUUGUUUUGUAUAUAAUACAAUGUUUUGUACAGUAAUUUUUUAUUUGUUAUAAAUUAUUUAUUUCUUCUCAUAGAACAAUGAACAUGUCUGCAAAUUUUCAGAAAUAAAAGUAUUUUGUUUU
This is a messenger RNA of Lottia gigantea (owl limpet), 1707 nucleotides long. RefSeq lists its product as hypothetical. Lineage: Eukaryota; Metazoa; Mollusca; Gastropoda; Lottiidae. The record is from RefSeq and is a predicted model, not a curated record. Gene Ontology annotation, biological process: carbohydrate metabolic process. The transcript has 2 exons. Bases 74 to 1186 code for a protein of 370 amino acids. Gene Ontology annotation, cellular component: membrane. Gene Ontology annotation, molecular function: galactoside 2-alpha-L-fucosyltransferase activity.